Saccharomyces cerevisiae S288C is the source of this 1026-nucleotide messenger RNA. RefSeq names its product lipid-binding protein LSP1 (gene LSP1). The transcript has a single exon. Gene Ontology annotation, biological process: eisosome assembly; endocytosis. Gene Ontology annotation, molecular function: lipid binding. Gene Ontology annotation, cellular component: cell cortex; eisosome. Lineage: Eukaryota; Fungi; Ascomycota; Saccharomycetes; Saccharomycetales; Saccharomycetaceae. The record is from RefSeq and is marked reviewed. The coding region runs from base 1 to 1026 and encodes 341 amino acids.
AUGCACAGAACUUACUCUUUAAGAAAUCAAAGAGCUCCAACGGCUGCUGAGCUACAAGCUCCUCCACCACCACCAUCCUCAACGAAGUCCAAGUUCUUCGGAAAGGCCUCUAUUGCGUCUAGUUUUAGAAAAAAUGCGGCUGGUAACUUUGGGCCAGAGUUGGCUCGUAAAUUAUCUCAAUUGGUUAAGACUGAAAAAGGUGUCCUUAGAGCUAUGGAAGUUGUUGCCAGCGAACGCCGUGAAGCUGCAAAGCAACUGUCUCUAUGGGGUGCUGACAAUGAUGAUGAUGUUUCCGACGUAACCGACAAAUUAGGCGUCUUAAUAUAUGAGUUGGGUGAACUACAGGACCAGUUCAUCGAUAAAUAUGAUCAAUACAGAGUCACAUUAAAAUCAAUUAGGAACAUUGAAGCCUCUGUUCAACCUUCGAGAGAUCGUAAGGAAAAGAUCACAGAUGAAAUUGCCCAUUUGAAAUAUAAAGAUCCUCAAUCAACAAAAAUCCCAGUUUUAGAGCAAGAACUAGUUCGUGCCGAAGCUGAAUCUUUGGUUGCGGAGGCUCAAUUAUCGAAUAUCACACGUGAAAAAUUAAAGGCUGCUUAUAGUUAUAUGUUUGAUUCAUUAAGAGAGCUUUCUGAAAAAUUUGCCCUGAUUGCUGGAUACGGAAAGGCCUUAUUGGAGCUGCUAGAUGACUCUCCUGUCACUCCAGGUGAAGCUAGACCAGCGUACGAUGGCUAUGAAGCUUCUCGCCAAAUUAUUAUGGAUGCUGAAUCGGCCUUGGAAUCUUGGACCCUAGACAUGGCUGCAGUCAAACCAACUCUUUCAUUUCAUCAGACCGUUGAUGACGUCUAUGAAGACGAAGAUGGUGAAGAAGAAGAAGAACCUGAAAUCCAAAAUGGAGAUAUCCCCGGUCAAGUAGUCGAAGAAGAGGAAGUUGAAUGGACUACUGAAGUUCCUGUAGAUGAUGAAGCCCAUGAGGCCGAUCAUCAUGUUAGUCAAAACGGUCAUACCUCCGGUUCUGAAAACAUCUGA